UCAUUCUUCCCCCCUUCAGUGAUGGACAAGCUAAGCUCUUUUAAUGCAGUCAUGCUCUUUAAAGUUAAACAUCCUCUGAGGAGUGUAAGUGGACUGCAUGUCAGCUGUAUUUUACUCUGUAAGUUGAUCUUAAUACUUUAAUUUUCAGUCACGUGUAAAUGACUAUUAGGAGUUUUGGUUUAAUUCGAGUAAUAGAACACCACAAUGCAGUUUUUCACCAGUUCAUCCUAAAAGCACCAAUAAUCAUAGGGUUCCUGCGCGCGGCGUCUUGGCGCGCCUCAGUGAAAACAGCGAGCCAUUGCUUUGACGUCACGGUGGUGAUGAUGAUGAUUGGAAUCCGCACGGCGAGUGUAGUGCGCGUGAAGCGGCUCCUGUGAACCUCAGUAUGUUGAUGCCUUAAUAACAAGUGUUCAAUUUACGCGCCAAUUGCAGGAGCACUCAAGGAGAGAAGCAAAUCCGUGAGAUGGUUCGGUAGAUGUCGAUGUAAUGGAUUUGACUAAAAUGGGUGCGAUCCACCUCCAGAAUCCCAGCCACCCCACAUCGCUCCUGCAGAAGGCCAACCAGAUGCGCCUCUCUGGGACAUUGUGUGAUGUGGUCAUCAUGGUCGACAGCCAGGAGUUUCAUGCCCACAGAACCGUGCUUGCAUGUGCUAGUAAGAUGUUUGAGAUCCUGUUCCACCGCAACAGCCAACAUUACACUCUGGACUUCCUCUCACCAAAGACCUUCCAGCAAAUUCUGGAGUACGCCUACACCGCCACGCUCCAAGCCAAGCUGGAGGACCUGGACGACCUGCUGUACGCUGCAGAGAUUUUAGAGAUAGAAUACUUGGAGGAGCAAUGUCUGAAGAUCUUGGAAACCAUCCAGGCGUCCGAAGAGAACGACACGGACGUGAAUAUGAAUGAAAACGGCGCCGAGGAUGCAGAUGACCGCAGGAUCAAGUACCUUAAGAGCACAUUUAUCUCUAAAAAGCAUUCCAUACAGGAUGCCGGCCAUCGCCAUCGCUUGGCGCUGGUCAGCAUGGUCGAUAAGAGAUCUUCAGAGUCCAGCCAGCUGGGUCUUUCAACCGUCAGCCCGACUAAAGCAGCCGUAGAGGGCCUGAUGAGCAUGGGACAGUCCGUCCUCCAAGGAAACAUGGCCCAGAGUUUCUCAAACAACCUUGGCAACUCAUCUCCAUUGCUAGAUAAAAUCAAGACUGAGAUGAUGCAGGUAGACGAGGACUACCAACACGAAGGUGGCUUCCCCAGGAACGGGGAGGGCGGAGGUGACUCCAGGCAGCUCCGGGACACUCCUGGAACCCCAACCAGAGGUAGCGUCAUCACCAGCGCCCGCGAGCUCCACUCUGCCGAUAGUUCUGCUGAUUCCCAAGGAGACAACAGCCAAGUGGGUCUAGUCAAUAUGGCCAGUCUGGCUGAUAGACAUUUCGCUUCGCUGUGCUCUAUCCCGUCCAACCAUAAGAGCGAAAGCAUGCUGCCCUUGCCUGUGUCCAUGGCCUCGUCCCUACAUGUGCCGUCCUCCCUGGCCAUGUCGAUGGAUUUCAGUGCCUAUGGUGGGCUCUUCCAUCAGAGCUUGAUUCAGAGGGAGUUCUUAAGCAAGCUUGGGGAUUUCACAGCGAAUGUCAAGCAUGAGGUCCAAACCCAGAAAGAAAGAUGUGAGGUGUGUGAUCUUGAGCUGCCUGAUAAUGAAGCUGCUGAGCAACACAGGAAGUUGCACGGUGGAGUGAAGACCUUUGGCUGUGAGUUCUGCGGAAAGCAGUUCCUGGACAGUUUACGAUUGAGGAUGCACAUGCUGUCUCAUUCAGCUGGACCAAAAGCACUAGUAUGUGAUCAGUGUGGCGCUCAGUUUUCCAAGGAAGACGCCCUGGAAGCCCAUCGACAGACUCACACAGGCUCGGACAUGGCAGUGUUUUGUCUCCUAUGUGGGAAGCGUUUCCAGACCCAGAAGGCUUUGCAGCAGCACAUGGAGAUUCACGCCGGCAUGCGUAGCUACAUCUGUAGCGAGUGCGAACGCACCUUCCCGAGCCACACAGCGCUCAAACGCCAUCUCCGCUCGCACACAGGUGACCACCCGUUCGAGUGCGAGUUCUGCGGGAGCUGCUUCCGUGACGAGAGCACUUUGAAGGGUCACAAGCGCAUCCACACCGGAGAGAAGCCUUAUGAAUGUAACGGCUGCGGCAAGAAGUUCAGCCUCAAGCACCAGCUGGAGACCCACUACCGCGUCCACACAGGUGAGAAGCCGUUUGAGUGCAAGCUGUGCCACCAGCGCUCUCGGGACUACUCCGCCAUGAUCAAACACCUGCGUACCCACAACGGCGCUUCGCCCUACCAGUGCACCAUCUGCCAGGAGUACUGCCCCAGCCUCUCGUCCAUGCAGAAGCACAUGAAGGCCCACAAGCCCGAGGACGUGCCCCCGGACUGGAGGAUAGAGAAAACCUACCUGUACCUCUGCUACGUGUGAGACGGCCCGACAAAACCGAAUGAGAAAGUGGCAAGAUGCGCCCAAGGACAAUUCACCUGAAGGUUUGCUUUUGGUUCAGGCCAAAGACGGUGAGGGGGCGUGGUUAAAGUGAUGAAAUGUGAUGUGGAUUUUUUUGACCUUUUGUUUGUGACAAAUGCACAUUUUUAGGAUGUAACUGCACUCACAAAUGUUUAUGAAAUGGAAAUGUUAUAUGUGAUAUAGGGAUGUGAAUUUUGAGAAGGUGUUAGUACAGUCCACCACUAUGAUGAGAAUCCAUUUGUCUGCAUUCCACCCUGUUGAUUGGAGAAAUUCACUACAUGAUCAUACUUGUAAUGUUUUAUUCAAAUAAGGAUUCCCGUAAUUUUUUCUCCAUGGACGACACAUAAGCCAUAGAUUUUCAAGACCCCAUGAAAUCUCCUGGAGGUGAGAAUGUCAUAGGGAUCAUCCACUAGGGUUUAGUUACAUCAUAACCAUCAUUUUAAGCGCAUAUCCGUUAAAGGUCAACAUUUAGAAUACGCUAGCAACCUCAGAGCUGACACACGUGGACCCUAAGCCUCCUAUUUUGAUUUCAUGGGGUCUUAAUGGAGCUAUUCUGAGUCAAAUAAAAACAUGGACCAAAGCUGAAAACUCACACACACGAUGAAAUAGAGGAACUAAACACAUUAGAGAAUGAAAUUAUGCCCUUUUUUAGUAAAUUGCUCCCUUAAGUUCAUUAUUAGGCUCUCUAGUCCUCAAUUUUCAUGUUUUUUUUUUAUUUUUUUAUUAAUGCAUGCAAGGAAAUGCACAGGGUUGAACCCAUUAGUCAUUUUCUUUAAAGCGUAAUAAAGUGCUUAACAAAACAGCUUUUCUCAGUGGUACAUCCAAAUUGUGCUGCCAAGCAACUGUAGUGGAUGUUCAGGGACAUUUAUUCAACCUUAAAUAACUACACUGUGCACUUUCAGAGUUUCAGAGGCCCGUUUUUUGUUGUUUUCAGCACCAUUUCUGCAUUUAGUGUAUUCAGACGAAGCCAGAGAGGUGAAUCUCUGCAAUUUGCUUUCAUUUCAGUCACUUUCACACCAAAUAAUACAGCAUGUCAGUUGAUUUAGUUGUUAUGUUCACAUGAUGAAAUUGCAGGCAUUUUAGUCUAAUGAAAUGUUCAUAUCAUACUCAUAAAUCAAUAUCUGAAUUAAAAAGAGAUUAUUUUUUACAUUUAAAAACCGCGAUGCAGUAUAUGUUUCUGCAGUCUUCUGCUGAAGAUACCUGUAGUUAGCGCCAUUGUAGUUUGUGUUCUGUCAUCUCUGUUCAAACGUUUUACUUGAAUUGCCUAAUUGUGUUACCUCACAUGCUAGAUUUAUUUUUGUACUAGUCUUUGUCUCUCAUUUCCUGCUGAGCUUUGUUUAAAAGUUGUACAGCGCAUUUAGAAUAACCACAUCAUCAGACCCACACGGAAUCCGAGAGAAAUUUAAGAGAAAAUUGGAACGUUUGUUCGCAACAUUCUAUAUAUCUGCUGCCCCUUAUGUGUUUAUGUUUUGGUUAAUUGGUAAAUGUUUUAUUUAUCAAUAAAACUGUAGUACUUUACAUUUAAGGCAUUUUACUAUGUUUAAAUCUAUUCUGCACUACUAAAAAAUAUUGUAAAGGUGAGGUCACAUUUGCCUUUUUGUUUGUCGAAUUUCAACGGGCAAAAUCGCAGUACUAAUUCAUGGUAAUACGUAACUAUUUUAUGUUUUGGCAAUUUGGUUACCAAUUGGUGUAAAUUUGUACAAUCUCAUUUAUACUUUUUGUACGCUCUGCUUACGCCCCAUUGAUGGUUAAGUUGAGGGGUGGACCUUCACGCUUGCGUAUUUUUCUAAAAAUCAUCCAUUUCCACACAAAUCAAAUUGUACCAAUUCAUAAAAAUCACCUCCUCAUAAAAUAGUUACGUUUUCUCAUGAGAUCAGGUUGGAAAUCCAGUCUUUUCAAUAGGAAUCAACAUGAUCAGGAAUUUUACACGAGGGUGAAAGAUUUCCAUUUUUGCAGAUUUUGCAACGCGUUCAAAUUCAUCUCUUUUUUUUAUCGCACAUUUUCAUCGAAUCACAUCAUACACAUUCAUACGAAAUCACCACCUCGUAAAAUAAUUACCUUUCCUCAUGAGAUCAGGUUAGAAAUCCCGUCAUUUCAAUUGGAAUCAACUUGAUCAGAAAUUUAAAAUGAGGGCGAAAGAUUUCCAUUUUCGUAGAUUUCGCAACAGGUUCAAAUUCUUUUUUUUCUUUUUUUAUUUCACAUUUUCAUAUGUAUCGCAUCAUAUGGAUUCAUACGAAAUAGCCACCUCGUAAAAGAGUUACCUUUUCUCAUGAGAUCAGGUUGGAAAUCCAGUCACUUCAAAAGAAAUCCAAAUGAUCAGGAAUUUCAUAUAAGAGCGAAACAUUUCCACUUGCGCAGAUUUCACAAUGAGUUUUAAGGUAGGGUAGGCGAUUUUGGAGAGGCUAGCAAUAGCAAGCUAGCUUUGAAAACAUAAGAUCCCAUCCUCCCUGCAAAUCACUCUCCAAAGCCACGCCUCCUCCAAAUCACAUGAACGCGCACACAUGGUGCAGGAUUGAAGGCAGUGCUGUCAAAUUAUGUCAGGUCUCAUUCACCGGUGAGAAAACAUUAUAGUACAGCAGCAUAGUACAAGAGCAUAAUAUUACAAUUAUAACACCUUCCAUUCUCGCUCGGCUGCAAUAGCGUCUGCACAGACAGGGUGUGUGAAGGUAUGCAAAUGCAUAGGUUGACAGGCAGUUAGAACAGCCUAUCAUAGUCCUCGGACCGAGGGAUGUGACUGGACGAUACAUAUGCAUUCAUAUAAAAUUCACUGUCACUACAAUAUUGACAAUGGACCCUUUUUUUUGCUUGUGAAAUGAUUCUGAAAUUUGCUAAUGUGACCACAUCUUAAAUGCUGAUUCCGUCUGGGUCUGUGUAUUAUUCAGUGGUAUUUUAGCGUUAAGCAUAGUACUAGUGUGCAUAUCUGCCUCUCGGCCAUCUGUUUCAGGGCUACCUCUACUCUGCUCUCAGUUUUGCACUAAAGCAAAAGCACACUUUUGUUUUGCUUGUUACUAGCAUUUUCAUUUACACCCACUCUCAUGUUUCCAUUCACUAGAGAAAAAAAAACAACCCGGUUCGUUUGUCAUUAUAUUUACACUCCUUACGAUGAAACAUAUUCAGCCUGAAAGGAUAGAUGCAUACAUUCUAGAUGAUUUUAGAAUAGAGUUGAGAAAAUGUUUAGUUAUUAGAUACUUGAGGGGAUAAACUUGAAACAAUGUGAAUAAAAAUGAUGUUUUUAUGUGAAAAUUAUUCAAGCGGUAAGUCAUCAGAGAUGCGAUACUGAUGCGUGCAGUUACGUGGAAAAGUUCGCUAGAGAAAACAAAAACAAAUAGGUGAUUUUCUGUGAAAAUAAAUCUCUCGAGAAGAGCCAAACGCGGCACUUUGAUAAGGGAAUAUGUUGUAUUUUUGUACGGGGUAUUAUUGUGCGACCCCUGUUCUUUUUUGUUCGUUUUGAGUGAGGCGAAUAUUUUUACAGUAUCUUUUGCAUUUGUGCUUGUUCUUGAUUUGCGUGGAAAAUUGUUUUCUUGUGCUUAUUUUACAAUGUUAAACAUACAAGUAGUAGAUGUUUGUAAAAACAUAUUGUAGUCAUUGCUGCUGGGUGUCAGUUCAUAUGAUGAUGAUGAUGAUGAUGAUGAUGAUGAUGAUUCCACAUUUUGAGUAUAAAAUGACUGUGAGUGAACUAAUGCCAAGAGCUGUAGGUCAAGGAGCACAAGCGACCUGUAAGACAAGAAAAGUAAAGCUGUAUCUGUGUGUUUGUGUCGUGUUCACCGCUCACUGUAAGAUUAGAGUCACCUAUACGGUCUGUACUGGUCCUUGUGUGUGCAGUGUGAGUCAAUGUGGUCGACUUCUUCAGUGUUAAAUACAUGCACCGGUUAGCAACAAAGAGGUGCUCUGACAGACACCCUGUAAAUGAUUUGAUGCAUCUUCUGCCCUGUAUUUGUGUCUUUAUGCAAAGUCACCUUGAUAUGAACUGUGCUCUUAGGCAAUCAGGGAUGCCUUCACUUUACUCACAGAUCAUCACAGAUAUCAAUUUUAGGAUAAACACCUACACUUUCUUUGUCAUUUAUGGAUACUAUGUUUAGUUUUGUAACCCCUUUUUCGGUCGCCACAAGCAAUAAAUCUACAGGUCAGCAUUUAAGUGAAAACUUGGCAUCCCUGCCGCUGUAUCACUGUGUUUUACUUUGCUUUCAGACAGGAAGUAGCCAUGUCACUCAGUGCGCCCAUAUUUGUGCCAUCGUUACACAAAUUAAAACUCGGACUGAGGAUCCACGUGGGACCAAACGGCCAUUCUCGCUCCAUUUGCCUUGUUCUAGUGACAAGACCGUGUUCUUGGUGUCGAAAUGGUUUUACAUUCGUCGUGUUUUACUUUAUUGUAUUGUCUACCUCAGCACCAGUUGUUUGUGUAACUUUUAAAAGGUGCCCAAUUAUUGUUACUUUGUUUUGUGCAUAAAUUUUGUAUUAUAGCCUUGUAGGGUUUUUGUUCUUCUCUUUGUUUCAGCAUAGAGAUGCUGUUUUGAAGCACUGUGUGGUGAUUUUGAUGCUGCAGAUAGAGGUGUAGAUUCCUUUUCCCUUCUCUAUGUGGGUUCAGACACAUCUCUGUAUACGUCAGUGUUCUAAAAUAAACUUGUAACAGAAA
Molecule: messenger RNA, 7126 nt
Organism: Onychostoma macrolepis
Lineage: Eukaryota; Metazoa; Chordata; Actinopteri; Cypriniformes; Cyprinidae
Gene: zbtb16b
Product: zinc finger and BTB domain containing 16b
Exons: 7
Coding region: 487-2454 (655 amino acids)
Biological process (GO): regulation of transcription by RNA polymerase II
Molecular function (GO): DNA-binding transcription factor activity; RNA polymerase II cis-regulatory region sequence-specific DNA binding; protein binding
Source: RefSeq, a predicted model, not a curated record